UUGUGUGUCAUGCCACCCGAAUCAGAACGCCGCUGGCAUUGUGGUACGCUUUUUUCGUAUAUAUCACUCAUGGUUCUCACCAAACCCACAAGAAAGCGGUAGGGAAAAUCGUGCCAUUUAUUUAACCGAAACAAUGCGAGUCAAAACAAACCUUGGUCGCGGUUGGGAUCCACGUGAGUCCAAGUCGGAUGCGAUGGCGCUUUUCCCUGUUCUCACACCGGCCGUUCCAUACGGCAACGCAUGCUUUAACGUGACAUUGACAAAUCUUCGACAGUUGUGUACCGAGUUUGCACGUGGACAUGAAAUCUGCAGUUCAAGCCUUGUUACUUCCGCUGAAGAGGCCAAGUCACGGUUUGGUCCGCAUGGUAUUUGGAGUAGACUACUAGAACCUGUGAAGUUUUUUGGUGAGCACAAGUAUUACUUGCAUGUGCUUGUAUCAUGUACAGACGCAGAGGCAUAUCAGGGUUACGUGGAUGCCGUUGAGUCGAAGAUCCGUUUUCUUUGGGCUGGUACAGCAGAGUCACGAGGAUAUGCAUUGGAGAAUGUUCGGCACGUGCGAAUACGGCUCAAUCCACGGCGUUAUGAAGCUCCAGAGGAGGUUGAGACACGAGCUCGUCUCCUCAAAAAGACGUCUCGUAGCAGCGGUGGGGGCAACGGCUCUAUGGAGGUAUCUUCUCAUCAAACUUCCGGGGCGGUGGACGACUCUUCUGCACCAAAGAUAUUUAGUUGUCAUUAUUUUAUUGGCAUGUCUGUGGAUCCGAAGGCACCUUCAGGGAAAAUUGAUCUUGCCCCCAGCAUUAGGGCCUUCCACGGCAUUGUAAGGCAACUACGGCAGUACAAGGAGGGCAUCACGCGACUUCCUGUCAUUACGGUCGAAGACAUAUCAAAAAUACCCGCGUUUGUGAAGACUGCAGUCGGUUUCAAGGAAACUGUGGUGGUGCCGGAUGCGGAUCAUGCGGAUGAUGCAGCAUCUCCCGCUAAGGCCCAUGAUGAGAAUGGUGCGCGCAGCACCGUAGCGGGAGAGAAGCGUACUCGUGAAGAAGGCGAGGUGAAGCACGACGCCGACGCGGCAAUAGAGAGUACGGUUACUGAAGCUUCUUCACCAUCAGUGGCAAACAUUUCUGGGGUAAUUCAUGGGAGGACAAAGAGUGGAGCGGCGAAUAACACAGCAGUUGACGAGGAUGAACCUGAUUUAGAAGAGGCUCUGGGUCUUGGUUUUUGA
Molecule: messenger RNA, 1222 nt
Organism: Trypanosoma cruzi
Lineage: Eukaryota; Euglenozoa; Kinetoplastea; Trypanosomatida; Trypanosomatidae
Product: poly(A) polymerase, putative
Exons: 1
Cellular component (GO): nucleus
Molecular function (GO): RNA binding; poly(A) RNA polymerase activity
Source: RefSeq, a predicted model, not a curated record